AUGACAACAACAACCAGCAAAGUAGUAGUAGCCUCGCGGCUCUUGGCUCUGGCGGCGCUUCUGGCUCCGCACGGAGCUGUGGCCAAGAAUUGUACCAUUGAUUGUCUUCACGACACUACAUGCACCCGCGGGGUGGCCAACUUCUCGUGGCAUCCAGUGGAUCCUUCCACGGGCGACAACUUUGACUUUAGCAAAGAAAUUGAACGGGAUGGAUGGCAUUGCGCAUGUCCUCCUGGACUGACGGGGUUGCGAUGCGGCCGCAAAUAUGAAUCUUGUAACGACGGAACCCAUACUUGCUUCAAUGGAGGACAAUGCAUUGAUACCUUGAAGGAUAUCUAUCAGAAUGAUCAGCAAUACUGUGAUUGUCCUUCCUCUGUGGACACCAACGGCAACACGAAAAGAUUCUCUGGCAAAUAUUGUGAAGUCGAGGUAACAACACAGCACACGCGCUGCACGGAAGACAACAAUAUCUGUCAGAAUGGAGGAACCUGCAAGUCCACCGUGGAUGAGAUUGACCCCUGUGACUGUCCCGAGAACUAUGUUGGACGCAUGUGCGAAUUCUAUGAACCAGCUGUCCCCACAUGCAAUCUGCAAUGCCAACAUGGUGGUUCGUGCCGAUACGGAACCAAGGAAGAAAAUCACACCCUUGUCUUGAAUGAACAAAAGGGCAAAGAACAGCACAAUAUCCAUGUGGUUCACGAGAACUUUAUGUACUGUGAGUGCCCUCACGGAUUCAUGGGUGUCCAUUGCGAAACGGAAGAAACCUUGUGUGGUGCCAUCAAGUGCAAACACGGAUCUGCCUGUGUCGCGGUGGAGAACAAGGAUACAGGAGAAACCACACACCACUGCGAUUGCUGGCAUAUCAACAAACAAAAGAUGGAAAAGGGAGAGAACGUGCAAUUUGCUGGACGCCACUGUGAAAUUAAGAGCACCAGUGUUUGCCACUAUGAUGAUGACGAUAAGCAAACUACAUUCUGCACACACAAUGGCACCUGUCCAGAGGAAUCCCACGAACAUUGUGGCUGCGGCGCUGACUUUCAUGGUGCGCAUUGCCAGUUCCGAGAUGCUAUGAAUAUCCAGAAUCCAGCCGCUGUCAGUCACAAUGUUUGCAAGCUUCAGUGCAAGAAUGGCGGACAUUGCCGAAAGGGCACAAACCAUGAUUCUCACCUCAAGCAGCUGAUGGAAAAGUAUGGCUCGGAAUUGGGUGCUGUGGGCCUGAAUAUUUCGUACAACAAGGAUUUUGAGCACUGUGCUUGCCCCAAAGGCUUUGUUGGCAUUGAAUGCGAAUACUCCAUGACAUCGUGCGGAGAAAAUGGAGAGGAUCAUCCUUGCUUCCACGGCUCGACAUGCACCAUGGUCAACGGUGUUCCCACCUGCGUUUGUUCAGAGGCAGAAACGCAUGCAGCAGGAAUCUACUGCCAGCAUCUGGCAAACGAUGUUUGCUCGAUCAAAGACAACCUGAACUUUUCGCCAUCAAAGCAGGGAAACCGAGGGUUCUGCGUCAAUGGCGGCGUCUGUGUCACCAGCAAGGACGGUGAGGCUGCCUGCAGGUGCCACUCAAACUUUGAAGGUCCUCAUUGUGAGUAUUCAAAGAAUUCAACUGAAAACGAACCUCACAAAGUCAUCAGCAACAAAGAAGCGAACAACAUCCCAGUGGCGGCAUCAUCUUCUGGACUCACGGGAGGAGCCAAGUUCGGCAUCGUCGUUGCAGUGUUUUUGUGUUUGGGGGCCAUUGCCGCUGGGGUUGUGGUCUACCGCAGGAAGCGAGUAGUGACAGAAGAAGCCCCUCCUGUGUACCCUGAUUUGGACAACUCGCUCGCCCUGGACGACCAAAGUCUACGGGCAGCUCCAGUCGUUGAAGGGCCAGAAGGGACCCCAGCACUGGACUUUGGCCCGCCAGUUGACCUUGACGGCAACGAACUGAAGAACGUUGAGUUGCUUUAG
Seminavis robusta is the source of this 1944-nucleotide messenger RNA. NCBI's taxonomy places the organism in Eukaryota, Bacillariophyta, Bacillariophyceae, Naviculales, Naviculaceae. The record is from the annotation of a GenBank genome assembly.